Anolis sagrei ordinatus is the source of this 960-nucleotide messenger RNA. Lineage: Eukaryota; Metazoa; Chordata; Lepidosauria; Squamata; Anolidae. The record is from RefSeq and is a predicted model, not a curated record.
AUGGCCACCCAGACCCGGUUCCAAAGAGGAGAUUCCACAAAGCAAGUAGGUGUCACUGUCGAGCAGCUCUUCUUCCCAGGCUCAGAGGAGCUCCGCCUCGGAGGGAAGGCCAACUUCCUCCGGAUAGAAGACCUCCUCCGCCCAGUUUGCUGCAGUAAGAGACAUUUGGGCGUCGCCAUGGAGGACUUCGACCUGGCUGCAGCAUUGGGACCAGAGCCUGCGGCACCACAUCCUGCUCCUGCCCACCAGGAAGUGAAGGUCGGGGAGCACAAGGCCGACACCCCGGUCCCACUGCCACACCAUCCUACAGAUCCCAAAGGCCCAGGACAGAGCCAUAAGGAUGGAACCAGUGCACACUCCUCUUCCUCCUCUUCGAGCAGCAGCUCCUCCUCCAGUGACAAUGAACGGGGCGACAAGGGCCUUGGUACUGACCAGAAGAAAAAACAGAAGAAGCUCAAAAAGGACAAGAAGCACAAGGUAGCCAAGAAGAAGAAGAAGAAACAUUGACUUGCAUAUCUCCCACUUCACCGCCAUCCCAUUCCAUUCUACUCUUGCGGCAGCAAGGGAAAUAAGGCUGAGUUGCCCGAUGUUGGCCAAGCACACCCUUCUGCUUUACUGGACUUUGCCAUGCUGUAACUGGUAAUAAAAGGCCUGCAUCAACGUUGCAGUGAAACAUACAGCAAUUUGUGAAGCUGGGCCUCCAAAAGAGGUGCUGCUUUCAAGCUGGUAAAGUGUGAAUGUGUGCACCUGAGCAUGCUUCCUCCCACAAAUUCUGCUCUAUUUAGCAACUUCUAAGAGGAAUUACGGAUCAUGCCAAAGCACCACGUGAAAGACACCAAGGAGCCCCAUCUCAGGGGGAAUCUCUUCUCCAGCCUGUUCUUGCAACAAGUAGUGAGGUUUAGAGACGAUAAUGUUGGUCUGCUUUGUGACUAAAAUAAAACUGAUCUGAUGCUCUUUAAA